Messenger RNA from Linum trigynum, 405 nucleotides. The record is from the annotation of a GenBank genome assembly. NCBI's taxonomy places the organism in Eukaryota, Viridiplantae, Streptophyta, Magnoliopsida, Malpighiales, Linaceae.
AUGGAGGAGUCGUGGAGCCCAGCGUCACUACUGCCGGUGUCUCUUACGCGCCUCACGGAAGCUCUGAGGGUGUGGAACAAGCAGGUGUUUGGUAAUAUUUUUCGCAGGAAGAAGGCUUUAAUUUCGAAGUUGCGCAAGCUGGAAAUGGACAACGAACUCCACAACACUGAUCGAUCGGUUUCUCUUGAAGACUCCACCAGGAAAGAGCUAGAGCAAACUCUCUGGGAGGAACAAUUGUUAUGGGUUCAGAAAUCGAGGACUAGCUGGGUGAAUGAAGGCGACCGGAACACCGGGUUCUUCCACCUGUCCACCCUGAAGAGGCGGAGAUUCAAUAGGAUUGUGGCCCUUCGAACAGAGGAUGGAACGUGGUUUCAGGAUGAAUCUCUUUUGCAGGGCAUGGAUUGA